ACAUUAUCCUGCACACAGACCCACAGAGAGAGCCAGCAGUGAUCAGAGCACCUCCAGGCUUGCAGAUGUGGAAGGAGCGCUGUGCAAGUUCCAGUCCUGGGUGUCUGGCCCAGUGAUUCAGGAGCAGGAGGACGCUGUGGAAAGCAGGGCCAUGGGGGUGAGCCUGGGCCAGGAUGAAGGCUGGCUCUUGCCUUUCUUGUUCUUGCUACUGAUGAUCAUAGUGUCGCCCACCCAGGGUCAAGGGUGUCCCCAGCGUUGUGAGUGCAUUGCAAAACACAAAACUGUGUCUUGUUAUGGUAAACGCCUGUCCGCGCUCCCAGACAGCAUCCCACUCGACACCAAGAUCCUGGACCUGAGUGGGAAUAAGCUCCGCUGGGUAGAGCAGGGUGACAUGCUUCCAUAUACACGUCUUGAGAAGCUGGACCUGAGUGAGAACAUGAUCAGCGUCCUGGAACCGAAUGCCUUUUCUAGUCUCCAGAACCUGCAGUUGCUGUCACUGAGGGGUAACCAGUUGAAACUGGUCCCAAUGGGAGCUUUCUCACGUCUGUCCAACCUAACUUCUUUGGACCUCAGUGGGAAUAAGAUUGUAAUUCUUUUGGACUAUACCUUCCAAGAUUUGAAAAGUCUGAAAAACCUGGAAGUUGGAGACAAUGAUUUAGUUUAUAUUUCCAACAAGGCCUUUCUGGGUCUGGUGGGGCUGAGGGAGCUGACUAUCGAGAGGUGCAACCUGACGUCUGUGUCCAGCCAGUCUUUGUCUUACCUGCACAACCUGGUGACUCUGCGGCUCCGCUACCUCAGUAUCUCUACUUUAGAGGACCAGAAUUUCCGAAAGUUGGGGAAUCUGAGGGGCCUCGAGAUCGAUCACUGGCCCUUCUUGGAGCACAUUUCCCCUCACAGCCUGCAGGGCCUUAACCUAUCUUGGCUGUCGAUUACUCACACUAACAUCACCUCUGUGCCCACCUCAGCCCUCCGCAGUCUGGCUCACCUCACCAGCCUCAACCUCUCCUACAAUCCGAUCUCUGUGCUGGAGUCCUGGGCGCUGCGGGACCUGGUCAGGCUGAAGGAGCUGCAUCUGGUCAACACUAAUCUAGUGGUAGUGCAGCCAUAUGCGCUGGGCGGUCUACGGCAAAUCCGCCUCCUUAACCUCUCCACUAACGGCCUGGUGUCUCUGGAAGAGGGAGCCUUUCAGUCUGUCAACACUCUGGAGACGCUGCGUUUGGACGGGAACCCUCUGGCCUGCGACUGCCGCCUGCUGUGGAUCCUUCAGCGGAGGAAGACCCUCAAUUUUGACAGCGCCUCCCCAGUGUGCAUGACGCCAGUGGAGGUGCAGGGACGGGCCCUCAACGCUUUCUCAGACUCGGCUCUCUUUGAUCACUUUACCUGCCAGAAGCCCAAAAUCCGCAACAGGAAACUGCAGCAGGUAUCCGCCCGCGAGGGGCAGGUUGUGUCAUUUAUUUGCAGAGCAGAAGGCGAGCCGACACCGGUGAUAUUCUGGAUCUCUCCUCAGCGCCGCCGCAUCACUACAAAGAGCAGCGGCCGCCUAACUGUGUUACCAGAAGGCACGUUAGAAAUUCGGUACGCCCAGGUGACAGACAGUGGAACCUACAUCUGCAUAGCCAGCAAUGCGGGUGGAAAUGACACCUAUUUUGCCACACUUACAGUCAGCGGGUUGCCACUUGAUGCAGCCCUUAUGGCCAACCGCACAUACUAUGCUGGGGACCUUAAUGACACGAAUCUGAAUGACACCAGAGUCUUCUUGAAGUUUACUCUGGACCUCAAGACCAUCCUCAUAUCCACAGCUAUGGGCUGUAUCAUGUUCCUGGGGGUAGUUCUCUUCUGUUUCAUUCUGCUGUUUGUGUGGAGUCGAGGGAGAGGGCAGCACAAGAACAAUUUCUCAGUGGAGUAUUCUUUCAGAAAGGUGGACGGACCCGCUGCAAGUGGAGGACAGGGUGGGGCACGCAAGUUCAACAUGAAAAUGAUUUGAUUAUUCGGAUCUGUUUCACUCAUUCUUCUCCUGAUACUGUUUACAAGCAGUCUCAAGCUAAGGGGACGCGACACCGAAGCUUUGUGCUCGCAAAACAUUAAAUAUGGUUAUUUAUAGGACAUUUUAUUGAGACAAGUUUUGUUAAUGAAACUGUAUAUAUGAGGAAAAAAAGGAUAUCUGCAUGGAUUUGAUACAUUUCUAUCACAGUGUUGUGUGUGUUUUCACAUUAUUGUGCUGAGGAAACCGGGAUUGAAAAGGUAUAAAGAUGUCUCCGAAUCUUGAAUAGACUGUUAAAAGACCAAGCUACAAAAGCACUCAGUCCCACCAGUCUUUAACCUCGACAAAACUCUUGCCAACUCCGUCCUCCUUUCGUACAAGGAACUCCAUCCUCUUCAUCUUUAAAGGAUGUCGCCUCUCUGCUCCAUCUGAGGUGAUCGAAGCUCUCUAUCCCCAAACGUGAAUACAUUACAACAGGGUGGUGCUCAAUGAAUGCCAAGGACUUGCCAAUACGUAUUUGAAUAGUUCCAGCUAUAUACUGCAUAUUUAGACAUAUUUACAGUCAGGACUUCAGAGCACUAUUCUGACAGAAAUAUAGAGGCUCUGCUUUUUUUUUGCUGAUGGUGGGUUUGUACAGAAUACAUUAGACAUUAAGAGACUCUGCAACACUGCCAAUUUGACCGUAAAGCACCAUGUAAUGUGGUAAAGAGAAGCUGCUUCUCAUUGGAAACCACUUAAAGUUGGUCAAAGCUGUUUUAAAAAAAAAAAAAACAGGACUCUACAGGUUAGAGGAAUACUUC
Plectropomus leopardus (leopard coralgrouper) is the source of this 2781-nucleotide messenger RNA. RefSeq names its product leucine rich repeat and Ig domain containing 3a (gene lingo3a). Gene Ontology annotation, cellular component: plasma membrane. Gene Ontology annotation, molecular function: protein binding. NCBI's taxonomy places the organism in Eukaryota, Metazoa, Chordata, Actinopteri, Perciformes, Serranidae. The record is from RefSeq and is a predicted model, not a curated record.